Lineus longissimus is the source of this 1014-nucleotide messenger RNA. RefSeq lists its product as uncharacterized. The coding region runs from base 247 to 1014 and encodes 255 amino acids. The transcript has 5 exons. Lineage: Eukaryota; Metazoa; Nemertea; Pilidiophora; Heteronemertea; Lineidae. The record is from RefSeq and is a predicted model, not a curated record.
UGAUCACAUGCGGUUAUAGAAUUCUGUGGUGGCAGAGAGAUAUAUUCGAGCUGCUUGCAGAAUGGAAUGUUUAAACGUAUACCAGUAGGCCAAUAUCAAGUUUAGUGUAUUGAUGCGUUGCUCCUGUGAUAUAUAGGAAUAGGCCUGCAUCGUACUGUAUUGAAACCGUUGAAGUGAUGGCGCCGCGAGAAAUUGUGCGUGUAUCGAGAAUGUAGAUUGAAAUCGUGGAUUCGAAGGAGACGGAACAUGGGGACAUGCUGUUCUCGGGUUUGUCCCUGCGUGCGUGACCGGUCUGGAGAGUACGAACGGAUCCUUCAGAACGAUGCCAAUAACCCAUACCCCCAGUAUGUGCCUCAGCAAGGUGCUUCAGGUCAUUCAACUGGAUGGCAACCGAGUCGACCUGUGAACUUUGGGAUCGAAGCCGGCCUCCGGAAGAUAACAGUUAAUAGAGUAGGAGUCGAGGAUAUAGAUAAACAGUUCAAGGAACAUGCAGAAGUCUUCAACGACUCUUAUGACCGCUUCAACCAAUUGUGCACAUGUUAUACGAGGAUGCUUUCAUCCUACGAAAGUCGCGGUUCUACUAAUAGUAAUCUCACACAGGUCUUCAAGACUUACAAAGACGAACUAGAGGAUUUCCAAAAGAAAAGUAUAGAAAUCAAACGAAGGCACCAGUACUGCAUGCAGCUGCAUUUCAACGGAGACAAAAUACCCGGUGAUGGAGCUCAGAUGUUUGAGGAUUUCAACUUGGCAAACCUGAUCACGAAGGACAUCACUGAAAAAGGACCGAAUAUCAUUCGCAACACCUUUGCGUUAGUUAACAAUGAGGAAAACUUUAAGCAAAGGAUUGUUGAUUAUUAUUCACCUGAACAGGGUAAAGUUCAGGAGAAAUUACAGAUCUGUGUUGAUAACAUUGCCGAACUAAAAAAUGUAAAACCUUUUAUGGAAUACAUGCGGCGAGAGACUUCGGAAAUGUUCGAUGAUUUGAGGGAGUCGAUUCGGGUGUUUGCAAAAUGA